This is a messenger RNA of Drosophila serrata, 261 nucleotides long. It is a transcript of the gene Brd, whose product is annotated as Bearded. Lineage: Eukaryota; Metazoa; Arthropoda; Insecta; Diptera; Drosophilidae. The record is from RefSeq and is a predicted model, not a curated record.
AUGGCUUACGAAACUCUCCUGAACACCACCUACAGCCCAGCCGUGGUCUGCCAGAAGAAGAUCUACACACCCAAGAAGGCCGUGAAGAAGCUCUUCAAGGUGGCCUGCAAAAUCUUCAAGUCCUCGGGACAUCAAUCCCUGAAGGACACCAGCAUCACUAUUUCCACUCCCGUUCCGAAGGAGCUACCGCAACCCGUCUCCGAUGAGGAGUUGGAGAACUCCCUCAAUGAGCAACUGGAGGCUGAGCUCGUCCAACUGUGA